UUCUUUCAACUUUAAACGUAGAAUUUAGAAUCAUUAACUAUUCACGAUCUUCAUGUGAUCGGAAUACAUAAAUGGAAGAAGCAGCAAACCAAAACCAUAAAGGCCACAUUGAAACCCAAACCUAAAAAGAUGGCUCCUAAUAAGUGAGGAUGACACGCUACAGUAGACGGUACUGAAGUACAGGGUCAUCUAUGUCAUUUAAACCAUAAAGCCUCGUGCUUUAUGCGAGCCAAAAGUAAACGAUGAUGUGAUUCACUCAUGUCUGACUCCCCUUACGAAUACUAUGUAUGGUUUGAUUAAAAUAUUAACAAGAAGCUUCCUCUACUAUGUACUACGUUGCCAUCAUUUCUUUAUCUAAGGCUCUAAGCAUCUUCAACUUCUCAAUUGCAGACCCUUUACCAGAAUCCUUUUAGUGUUUUAAGCUGGAAAAUUACAAGGUUUUAACUGUACCACACAUCCUUUGUUUGCUUUCAGAAUAUUCUUGAAUUGAGCAGCAGUAGAGGACCAAACUAUCUUUCCUGAAAUCUCAGUGAGGUGAGUGAGAUAGAUUUGGGAUGAGGAUUCUCUGAGAUCUGAAAUAUAUAUACAUACAUAUAUAUAUAUAUAUAUAAGACAGAAAAACAUGUUCAAGUCAUGGAGCAAGAAGAAAACGGUCAAAGCUGUAUUCAAAAUGGAGUUUCAGGCAACUCAGGUGCCAAAGCUGAAAAAAUCUACAUUGAUGAUAUCUUUGGUGCCAGAGGAUGUUGGAAAGCCAACGGUGAGACUAGAGAGAGCAGCAGUUCAGGAUGGAACCUGUUAUUGGGAGAAUCCUAUAUAUGAGAAAGUGAAAUUCAUCAAGGAUCCCAAAACAGGGAAUCUCAACGAGAAGAUCUACCAUUUCAUUGUUUCAACUGGAUCAUCGAAAUCUGGUUAUCUCGGAGAAGCUUCAAUUGAUUUUACAGAUUUUGCCGCAGAAGCCAAGCCAUCCGCUGUUUCUCUGCCCCUCAAGUUUGCCAACUCUGGCGCCGUCCUACAUGUGACAAUUCAGAAGAUGGAAGAAGCUACUGAUCAAAAAGAAGAAUAUAGAGCUCCAUCGCUUUCCCAUGACAAAGACCUGAAGAACCAACCGGGCAAUUGCAGUACGGAUGAAAACUUGUACAGUGUUGCAAAAGAUAGGCACCAGAAUGGAACCAUGUCUCAAAUAUCUGAACAAAAUGGCAUCUCCAGAGCAUCUACUGGUUCUAGUGCUACAUUAGCAUCAUGCUGGGAUACCAGCUCUAUACAAAGUACUCAACAAGAUCCUGGAUUGAGAAGUAAUAGCAUCCAUCACGAACCUACCAGCUUGCGCACACAUAUCAGACGGAACUCCAUGCCUCAGAAGGGAAUUCUUGAUUCCAUAAUCACAAAAACUCGUGUUCAUCGGAGGUCAAACACGGAUUGCUCAAUGGAUUCAGCUUCAUACGGAAGUUUAGUUGACUCAAUAAACAGCCCCGAGGACAACCUUCCAGGAGAAAAGUUGCAAGAGGCAUCAGAUGAUUCCAUCAAAAUACUCAAAAAUGAAAUUGCUGCUCUGCUGAGGCAAGCAGAAGUAUCGGAAAUGGAACUAGAGUCACUUCGGAGACAAAUUGUGAAAGAGAGGAAACAAGGAGACAUCCUAUCGAGAAAUGUUUUUAGCCUCAAAGAGGAGAAAGAUGCACUCAAAAUAGAAUGUGAACAACUCAAGUCACAACAUAAACGUAUUAAUGAGGCAGAAGCUCCAAAAACAUUGCAGUCUGAGAUUAAAGGUGCAAGAGUUCAAUUAGAAGCAAUGAGGCAAGAGCUUAAUUAUGAAAAGGAUACCAAUAAGGAUCUUCAGUUACAGCUGCAGAAGACACAAGACUCGAACACGGAUUUAAUUCAUGCAGUGAGAGAUCUUGAAGAAAUGCUGGAGAGAAAAAAUAGGGAAAUAACUGAUCUUUCCACCUCCAAUAUGAAUGGGGAUAAAAAUUCAACACUGGAAGAAUUGGCUAAAGAGCAUGAUAAUUCGGAGGAAGUAGAUUUGUUGAAGCAGAAUAUUAGAGACCUGAAUGGGGAAAUAGAAUUCUACAAGAAACACAAGGAAGAGCUAGAUAUGCAUAUGAAACAGCUAGUCUUGGACUAUGAGCUUUUGAAGAAGGAAAACCAAGAUAUCUCAUUGAAGUUGGAGAAGAACCAGGAACAAGAACAAAUGACACAAAAUGAAUAUUUAGCGGCUAUGGAAACAAUAAAAGGACUUGAAUCUCAGAUAGAGAGAUUAGAAGGAAAAUUCAAGAAGCAGACUGAGGAAUUCUCAGAAUCUUUGGUCUCCAUAAAUGAACUUGAAAUCCAGGUUCAGAAUUUAGAAACAGAACUGGAGAAGCAGGCACAGGAAUUUGAAGAAAAUCUCAAUGCCAUGACAUGUGCCAAAACUGAGCAGGAACAGAGAGCCAUCCGAGCAGAGGAGGGCUUGAGGAAGACCAGGUGGAACAAUGCUGCUACGGCUGAGCGUCUUCAGGAGGAGUUUAGAAGGCUUUCAGUGGAAAUGGCAUCUAAGUUUGAUGAGCAUGAGAAGCAGGGCACAAAAGCACUGGCAGAAGCUAAAGAAUUGCGUCUGCAGAAAAUAAAUUUGGAAGAACUGCUCGAAAAAGCCAAUGAAGAGCUUGGACUAAUCAAACAUCAGAAUGAAGUAAAACAGCAACAGCUUUUGAACCAAAUACAUUUAGAUGAAAAUAAGAUAGAGAAGAUGUCAUUGGAACUAGACCAAAAGUCCAUGCAACUCGAAUAUGCACAAAAGCAUGAUAGGGAAGACCAUGAGGCUUUCUUGAUGGAUAUCCAAAUGCUUAGAGCAGAGGUAGAAAGGCUCACAAAAGAAAAGUAUAACUUCUCUGAGCAGGUGGAUAGGGAACAAAUUAAGACAUAUGUUGGUGAAAAGGAGAUGCUCAUACAAACAUGGAACAAAGAAAGGGGUGAUUUGGAGAAAAAAUUAGGUUCAGCAAAGAAGGAAACAGAAAAAAUACAUGAAGAGCUUAUUGCUAUGAGGUCCUUAAAAGAUGAGAAGGAAGCGAUGAGUAAUGAUCUGCAGUCAGAAGUGGAAGACCUUAGAGCCCGGCAUAAUGAGUUAAAACAUGUCUUGGACAAAGAAGAAUUGGAGAAGGAAAACUUAAGGAGGCAAAUAUUUCAAAUUAAAUAUCAGCUACUGAAGGAAGAAGAAAUGACUGGUAUGGAGAAGAAGCUCAUGAACUGCAAUGGACAAUCUGAAGAAAGAGAAAAUGCCCAAGAAAACCCACUGCUUUCUAAAAUGGGCGCUACCGAAGACAAGUCAUUGCAGAAAGAAGAUAAUGUAGUACCACAUGAAAGGAGAGGAGAUAUCCACUCUGAGAAAGAGGUGAAGGUCUCCACUUUCUAUACUGGGGACAACAACAAUUAUACCAACUUGUUAUCUGAAGUGGCAUUGCUGAAGCAAAGGAACAAAUAUAUGGAAAAAGAGCUGAAAGAAAUGGAAGAGAGGUAUUCAGAGAUAAGUCUCAAGUUCGCAGAGGUAGAAGGUGAAAGGCAACAACUAGUGAUGACUGUACGAAACCUCAAGAAUGGAAAGAAGAAUUAGCAUUCUAUAACGUGAUGGAUAUAAGAGCCAUGGAGCCUCACAUUAGUGCCGCAGCAAGAUAUGGUUAAACAAUUGAGCACCAAAACCAGGUGUGACCAUUACCUUCAUUGAACUGUGGUCAAGAAAACAAUGUAAAGUUUGUGAAGUAACACUUCUGUACGCAAGAAAAUCUCUUGCGUCUCUUCCUGAUAUGCUCAGGCAGGAGAUCAAGGAUCUGCAUUCCUUUAGAUCUGGUCAAGAAGAAUGUAUUUUUUUCAAUUAUCAUCGACACAUUUCUUACAUGAUACAGCCUUUACUUACUCAUUUAUGAUAUUCAUCUGGAUAAUACAGUUGCAGGAGACACUAUCUAAUCUCUGGAAUUUGACACUGUAAAAUGUUUAUAUUGCUCAUAAUGACAGUGAAACAAAUAUUGAAAUGGUUUAUGAUUUCUUUUCUUAAAAAAUUAUAAGAUGACCCAAAUUACGGAAGUAACAGCUGUCAAUGAAUUCAUACUCGUACUAAACCGUUGGUCUUUGGUCCAAAUGGCAUCUCUAUCUGCCAUAAAUAAGGGUUGGAGGGUGAACCAAGAGUUUCAAAAACAGGUAUGUGUCUUGGAAUACCAAUUCAGAUUCACGUCAUAUAACCACUUAUAAAUAUCGAUACUAAGUUUGGUUGAGCAGAUUUGGAUUUCUCAUGGAAUCCCAAUACUGUGAAACUAUAAAUGCUUUCUCAAUAUAAAGGUUUUCUAUGUCCAGUUAAUUCUACAUUCUGGGGCUUAAGGAACUAUGUGAUUCCCAUAUUCACUGGCAUAUGACACUCUAAAAUGAAGAACUAUACAAAGCUGGGAUCUCAUUCCAUUCUAUGAAAACACAGCAUGAAAAAGAUCUCUUAAAGGUUUGUAGCCUUGUCAAAAGUAAAAAUAUCGACCAUGUUCACUACUAUUUUGAAGAGCUUCCAAAAAAUUAACAUCAGCUUCAUGUUUUCGAUGUAUGUUUAUUGACAAUAAAUAGACCAUGCGAGUAAAAGGAAAAGGAAAAAAAGAGAAGUGAAUUGCACCUCUCCACCAUUUGUAUAAAUACAAUUAGAGAACCUUUAAAGAUAGGAGGAUAUUGUUAAUAAUCCCAUACCGAGCAGCAUUGAUUAAUUGAACUUAAAUUAUAGGGGGAACAUUGCAACUGGCCUUAUAGUUUAGGGUAGGAACAUGGUAUUUACCAAAUAUAAUGUGUAGUAACAGAACUACUGGCGCAGAUUUUGGAAACUAUCAUCUAGAUAAAAUUGUCAACUUUUGUCCUUUAUUUCUGCCAGUUUGAAGUAAUUUGAGAUCUGAAACUAGUUUGACAUUUCAGUUGUCUGGAUCAGUUUGAUAUUUUAUUAUAUCAUGCAAGUUAUAAUCAAACUUCCUCACAUUAUAAGUCACUGAUUAAAAAAAACCUCUCUCACAUUAUAGGUCAACUAUCCUCAGGGUGUCCAUACCUCCUUAUUCGUACUGGUUUCUAUCUUUCACACCUCUUUUCUUGAUCUUUCCAUGUUUUCCAGUGCGCUAGUUCUUGCAAGAUUUUAAAUCAUCGGAAUCUUUGUAUACCUCCUGAGUACAUCGCUAGUGCCACGUUUAAGGGAAAUUUAUUCAAUCAGAAUCUAGUAAUCAGUUUGAGAAGGAGUUGACUUCUACUAAGUGCCGCAUAGAAAGACAGCUUUUAUGCAAAAUCGUUGAAGAAUGCCCAUUUGAGCGUAAACCAGAAUGCAUCAGUGAAGUCAGUUCAAUAGUAUUGGCCAUAUAUUCUAUUGUAGCAUGGUUAGACUAUCAGGUGUGAUGUUGGAGCUUACCAUUAAGAGACCAACUAUAGAUGUGCUUCAGACUGUGAUGUAACAUACUACUAAUAGCACGGCCAGUGUAUCAGAUGGGAUGUUGAA
This is a messenger RNA of Juglans regia (Persian walnut), 5470 nucleotides long. RefSeq names its product golgin subfamily A member 6-like protein 1. NCBI's taxonomy places the organism in Eukaryota, Viridiplantae, Streptophyta, Magnoliopsida, Fagales, Juglandaceae. The record is from RefSeq and is a predicted model, not a curated record. The transcript is spliced from 7 exons. Bases 623 to 3580 code for a protein of 985 amino acids.